Molecule: messenger RNA, 1897 nt
Organism: Nycticebus coucang (slow loris)
Lineage: Eukaryota; Metazoa; Chordata; Mammalia; Primates; Lorisidae
Product: transcription factor BTF3 homolog 4-like
Exons: 1
Coding region: 66-539 (157 amino acids)
Source: RefSeq, a predicted model, not a curated record
CUGCAUCUUGCUCUUGCCGCGUGCUGGUGUUGGAGGACCCUCCCUGCUUCAGAUUUACCAACAGCAUGAAUCAAGAAAAGUUAGCCAAACUUCAGGCUCAGGUCCGGAUAGGGGCCAAGGCUAUAGCUCGCAGAAAGAAGGUGGUACAUAGAACAGCUACAGCUGAUGAUAAAAAGCUUCAAAGUUCUCUUAAAAAACUGGCUGUGACCAGUAUAGCUGGUAUUGAAGAGGUGAACAUGAUUAAAGAUGAUCGGACUGUUAUUCAUUUCAACAAUCCCAAAGUCCGAGCUUCCCUCUCUGCUAACACCUUUGCAAUUACCGGUCAUGUAGAAGCUAAACCAAUUACAGAAAUGCUUCCCGGAAUAUUAAGUCAGCUUGGUGCUGACAGCUUAACAAGCCUUAGGAAGUUAGCUGAACAGUUCCCACAGCAAGUCUUGGAUAGCAAAGCACCAAAACCAGAAGACAUUGAUGAGGAAGAUGAUGACUUUCCAGAUCUUGUAGAAAACUUUGAUGAGGCAUCAAAGAAUGAAGCUAACUAAAAUUUUUCCUGAUUUUUAGAAGCUGGCGUAGACUACAUUUAACAAAUCAGCUAUGUGGUUCCAAAGUUUUACAGACACGGAGAACAUCAGCUGUUACUAGUUCAGUAAUAUAAAUAUUUUGUAUAUUAAUAAUGCUGUUUGUUCAGCAUUUUUCGGUCAUUUGAUUUUGCAUUUUGCAGUUCCAGGAUCUGUUCUUUUGGUCAAAAUAUGAAGUAUUGGUGGAGUUUGAGGGUGUUUAGGGGUUUUGAUUCUUGGGGGGGGGGGGUUUGUUAUUUUUUUUUGGUAGUUUUUUUUGGCCAAGGCCAGGUUUGAACCCGCCAUCUCCAGAAUAUGGGGCUGGUGCCCUACUCGUUGAGCCACAUGUGCUGCCCAGAUUCUUGGGUUUUUUGUUUUAUUUUUUGUUAGAGUACUUUUGGUGUAUGUAUGUGUAUGUAUGAGUGUCAGUAUGUGUAUAUACAGUGGAAAGCAAAUUGGAAAACAGUUCUAUUUAUCCUUCUCCCUUCCCCAGUAGAAAUAAAACAAAUCUUUACAUCUGUUACUUCCCCCCCCCCAAAAAAUACAUUGAAAUAAUGGAAAGUUGAGUAUCUUGGAUUUCACAUCUGAAGAGAUUUUACCAUUGUAGGUUUGGUUUUAAUUUGUUUAACUAUAAUAUUUUUCAUACAUUUCUCUGGGUUUAAAAUGUCUUGAGAUAUUUUGCCACCAGCUUCAUGCUGAAGUAAUGGGUAGCAUAUCUUUGGUGUGGUUGCCCAUAAGCAUUUCUUUUACUAGCUUUCUUCCUAAAUGCCUGUUUCCUUUUGGUCUUCAAAUGGCCUGGUCAGCCUUUGGUAACAUUCUUCCUCAUCUUCUACCUAGCUUGAGAAGGAUGUUCUCCAUAUAGAGUUAAGCGAGUGCCUAAUCUCAUUUUGUGAGAUAUUUGUUCCCUCAUCUUGAGAAACAUCAGCUUCAUCUUUAGCAUUUCCCACUUAUUUUAUGGUGUGGUAGAUUUCAAACUGGAAUAGCUAGCAUGUGCUUGCUAAAUAACUUUAUGCCGGCCUUACCCUGUAUCCUAGCUGUUCUUACUAGCAGGUGCAAAAAUGCCUCUUUUUCAGCAAGGUUGACAUUGGGAAUGUCCUUUUGAAUCAGAAGAAAACAGGCCAUAGUCUCAUCCCCGCAAUGGGCAUUCUGUGAAAUGAUACUGGCCCUCUAGGAGGAUUCCUCGACCACUCUCCUACUCUUGGCCAUGAACCUACGUCUGGGUUGGAUCCUGCUAUUGUAGCUGCUCACAAUACCCUCCUGCAUGCUUAGAAUAAUGUUUUGGGGGGAGCACUGAUAAAACACAGUAUUUAUUCUUUCACCGCCUUUCAGAGGACUUAGAGGUA